This is a messenger RNA of Camelus dromedarius (Arabian camel), 471 nucleotides long. RefSeq names its product interleukin 21 (gene IL21). The transcript is spliced from 4 exons. Lineage: Eukaryota; Metazoa; Chordata; Mammalia; Artiodactyla; Camelidae. Gene Ontology annotation, molecular function: cytokine receptor binding. Gene Ontology annotation, cellular component: extracellular region. The coding region runs from base 10 to 471 and encodes 153 amino acids. Gene Ontology annotation, biological process: positive regulation of natural killer cell mediated cytotoxicity; immune response. The record is from RefSeq and is a predicted model, not a curated record.
CUGGCACUUAUGAGAUCCAGUCCUGGCAACAUGGAGAGAAUAGUCAUCUGCCUGAUGGUCAUCUUCUCAGGGACAGUGGCCCACAAAUCAAACUCCCAAGGGCAAGAUCGCCUCUUGAUUAGAUUGCGUCAACUUAUAGAUAUUGUUGACCAGCUGAAGCAUUAUGUGAAUGACUUGGACCCUGAAUUUCUGCCAGCUCCAGAAGACGUAAAGAGACACUGUGAGUGGUCAGCUUUUUCGUGUUUCCAGAAGAUCCAACUAAAGUCAGCAAAUGCGGGAGAUAAGGAAAAGAUAAUCAAUGUAUUAACUAAGCAGCUGAAGAGGAAACUACCUGCCACAAAUGCAAGGAGAACACAGAAACAUGGACUAACAUGCCCUUCAUGUGAUUCUUAUGAGAAAAAACCACCCAAAGAAUUCCUAGAAAGACUGAAAUCACUCAUCCAAAAGGUAUAUAACUUAAAUUGUAUAUGA